Molecule: messenger RNA, 629 nt
Organism: Notothenia coriiceps (black rockcod)
Lineage: Eukaryota; Metazoa; Chordata; Actinopteri; Perciformes; Nototheniidae
Product: neural cell adhesion molecule 1-like
Exons: 3
Biological process (GO): cell-cell adhesion
Molecular function (GO): protein binding
Source: RefSeq, a predicted model, not a curated record
AUAACCCCUGAGUCAGAGAAUGACUUUGGGAGCUACAACUGCAGCGCCUCAAAUGAGAUGGGCACCGAGUCCAAAGAGUUCCUGCUCAUCCAGGCCGAGGUGCCAUCAGCUCCAUUCCUCAGCGAGGUCAGGCCCUUCUCCACCUCGGCACAGAUCGAGUUUGGGGAGCCCGAGUCCACCGGGGGGGUUUCUGUCCUGAAGUACAGGGCGGAGUGGAGGAUGCAGGGCCGAGGCACCUGGUUGCACCGCGCCUAUGCAGUCGAUGAUGGCUUCAGCGCUGAGGCCACUGUCACAGGUCUGAAGCCAGAGACCAGCUACGAGGUGAGGCUGUACGCCAUCAACGGAAAGGGGGAGGGGGAGAGCAGCCUCCCCAAGUUCUUCAAGACGAAGCCUGUCCGUAAGUUUCUCAGUUUACAGCACACUGUGGAGCCUUUAUCACACCCUCGUCCUCACAAACACAACACCUGAAGUCCUCUCUUCUAUGGAGAGGAAACUGCAUUUUUUUUAAAAACUUCCAUACGAACAAAUUCAAAACUUCAGUGCAUCACAACAAAAGGUGUUGACCUGUGGAAUAACAGUAAUGAUGAGCUGAAAUAUUGUACAAGUCUAUCUAAACUAAAACUAUUAUU